Messenger RNA from Cuscuta epithymum, 1754 nucleotides. The record is from the annotation of a GenBank genome assembly. NCBI's taxonomy places the organism in Eukaryota, Viridiplantae, Streptophyta, Magnoliopsida, Solanales, Convolvulaceae.
UCUCUAGAUUUCAAUUUUUCUCUCAUCCCAUUUCGCUGCAAAUUCAAUAUUAUCCUACGCGUUUCGAAUUACCAUUUCUAUAUAUACCCUUGUUCCUCGAAUACUUUAUAUUGUCAAUUUUGCUCCCGGUAUGAUGGCUCCUAGGGGGACUCGAUCGGUGAGCUUCGCGGCUAUCUGCCUCGUUCUGAUCGCGGUUCCUUUUCCGUCAUCGGAAGGAUUGAUCUCUGCUCAUAGUGCUAACCGUCCUUAUCCCAAAGUCAUACAUGAUUUGAAGGAAGCAAUUGUGAAGGGGUUAGGAUUCAAGGAGGAGGAUUUCGAGAUAUCUGGUUUUGACUGGAGAGACGUUUUGGUUGGAAGAUCGGUGGCUUAUGAGUUUGAUGUUGAGAUUGAUGAUAAAGUUCUUCCCUUGAAGCUUCUGGAGGAUGUGAAUAGAUGGGAAUAUGUGGAUUUGCCCAUUUUCCGGGUACAGAAUCCGGCAGAGGAAAACGGGCUGGUUGAGAAGAACAAGUUAGAGAAGGAGACGCCUGUGUUAGCUCCUUUCACUCUUGCAGGCCCAAUGGAACUCUGGGUCCAGGAUGCUAAGAACAUGAGGCUUUCGCUGCCUUUACAAGGUAUCUUGAUGACCUGUUACUUGCCUUGCUGAUUGGGUUUUUGGGUUCUGAAAAAUUUAUGCAGCAUGAUGUGGAUGCUGGUACGGUGAAGAAAGUUGUGUUAGCAGAUGGUGCUAUGGUCACCGUUAAGGGUGCCAGAUCUGUUAGUCUCCGCCACCCAGUCAUGCUUCCGCUUCCAUUUAACAGAUCCCAUAACGGCUUUGCUUCCGGUCUGUUAACUCUGGCAGAUCACCUGCGCCGAGUCAUUAGCAUGAAAGGUGGUCCGAUACUAUCUCUUCGCAUUGUGGGGCCAACUUCUCUCACGUCACCUACUCCAUCAUCCUCUUCAUCAAACAGGCUUAAACUUAAGCGUCUUGCACCCGGCCUGGUGGAGCUAUCAUCUGUGCCUAAAAUCAAAGCGAUCUCCGCCACAGUUGAUCUCCAGGGAGAGGCCACAACUGCCCUCCUAACACCCACCCGAUUCACUACCAUGUGGCCAUUGGUCUCCAUCAAUGGCUCCAACCCUCACUUGAUUGGUUUUGAGUCAUUGCUUUCUUCUGUGCUGGGUCCCAAGGCAAAUGCAAAGGGUUCUUUUAAGUUGCUAAAGGCAGACAUAUCGGCUCAGACGUUCGUGAAGAUGGGUUUCGCGUUGGAGAAGAAGUUGAAGGUGGGGGAUGCGUUUGGUUUAGAGAGUUUCCCGAAGUGGAUGACGAGGCCGGAGACAGUGAGGAUGCAUUUUGAAGUGUUGGCUAAGGUGGACGGAGACAAGGUCGUGCCGGAGAGAGUGGUACAGGUUGAGCCUGUAAGUCUUGAUAACACUGUUGCACCAAAUAUGCUUUCAGGCAAUGUGACCAUGUCUACCACCCCCAUUGUCCAUCCACCACAAAUCCCAUUCACAUUAUGAAUAAUGAAUAAAUACCUGGCUCAGUUUAAGCUGAAAUUCCACUACACCCAUUGGGUGUCACACACGCCGUUUACUGUUACGAUUGUAUAGAUAGAUAAAAUCUUGUUUUUUUGCAUGCCCUCAUUCACAAUCUCGCACAAACUUACGGUUUAUCUCCAUCAUAUAUACAACAGACCUUUGUAAUGUGUAUAUUAUUCUAAAUCUGACAGAUAAACUUGUUUUUACUUAAUGAUGACCCAUUUUGUUUAACGCAAAUGGUG